AUGAGAGUCCCUUACGUAUCCAACCCUCCUGAGACCAAGUCCGAGGAGCAUGCCGCUAUUGUAAAGCGCAUAGAGGAGCGUCGUGCCCCUCGGCCUCUCCAAUCUCUGGACUUAGCUCUUCUUCACUCACCUCACGUUGCUGAUGGCUGGAACUCAUUCCUCGGCGCUGUUCGUACCAAGACCUCUCUAAGUGACGACAUUCGUGAGCUUUCAAUCUCACGUAUCGCUGUGUGCAACAAGGCCUGGUACGAAUGGAAGCACCAUGCGCCGCUAGCUGUCAAGGGUGGUGUGUCUGAGGCUGGACUGGAGGCUAUCAAGGGGGAGAACCUUGGUGAGCGACCUGCUGAGCUAUCAGAGAAGCAAUGGUCUGUACUGCUGUACACCGAUGAGAUGACGAGGAACGUUCAAGUCAAGGAUGAGACUUUUGAUCGUCUGCGGGAGUAUUUCAACGAACAAGAGAUUGUGGAACUGACAGCCACGGUUGCGUGUUACAACUGUGUAAGCCGUUUCUUGGUGGCACUCGACGGUAAGCUAACAACUAACAAUACUACAGUCGGGGAGAGAAAUGGUACCGGUCCCGAAGCCAUCUCUGGUCAUUGA
This is a messenger RNA of Fusarium redolens, 600 nucleotides long. RefSeq names its product AhpD-like protein. Lineage: Eukaryota; Fungi; Ascomycota; Sordariomycetes; Hypocreales; Nectriaceae. Gene Ontology annotation, molecular function: peroxiredoxin activity. The record is from RefSeq and is a predicted model, not a curated record. The coding region runs from base 1 to 600 and encodes 199 amino acids. The transcript has 3 exons.